Messenger RNA from Rattus norvegicus (Norway rat), 6201 nucleotides. RefSeq names its product Rho guanine nucleotide exchange factor 4 (gene Arhgef4). Gene Ontology annotation, molecular function: guanyl-nucleotide exchange factor activity. Bases 43 to 5298 code for a protein of 1751 amino acids. The record is from RefSeq and is marked validated. Gene Ontology annotation, cellular component: cytoplasm. Gene Ontology annotation, biological process: intracellular signal transduction. NCBI's taxonomy places the organism in Eukaryota, Metazoa, Chordata, Mammalia, Rodentia, Muridae. The transcript has 14 exons.
GCGGUCAGGAGCAGCGGGUGGCCGUAGUGCCCGGGUGGCACCAUGCUCAGUGUGGUGCACUUCCUUCGAAGCUUCUUUAAGACGCCAGAGCCAGGUGUACCCCCUCCAGGUGAGCGUGAGAGUGAGGUCAACCAGCUCCACCCACACUCUGAAGACCUGGAGGGACAGGAAUGGCGGCAAGAAACAAACCCUGAGGACUUGGAGACACUGUCACAGAAGAGCGAAAGUCUAUCGGACACAAAAACAGAUCCCUUUGAAAGCGCCUCUGAUGCAGAGUCCCUCCCAGGUGACCUCACUGGUGGAGUUGGCCUCUCUCCAUGUGGCCCCCCUGCCGAAGGAGAAGCAGACUGGGGAUGCCCUGAGGACUCAACAGUUACACUUACAGAGGAAGAGCUGGAUCUACUCUCAGACUUAAAGGAAGGUCCUCAACAAAGUACAGUGCACACACUGACAGCUGCCGCCGCUGGGAAACAGAAGGGAGCAUCCCCCUGCAGCUGUGUGACUAGCUUGGUCCAGGAGUCUGUGUUAGCAACAGUGUGCUUCUCACAGCAUGCCAGGAGCAACAGCAGUCCCCACCUGCAAAAGACCAGGUCUGGGGACUCUCCGGAUGCCCCUGUGGUCUGGCCCUGCUUUCGACAACACUGUGAACUAGGUCAGAGCUGGCCACAGAUCCACAGCAGGACUGAGGCAGCGAAGAGACCUCCUGUAGGCCCACAGGACAAUGACUUCCCACUGGGGAUCAGGACAAAGAAAGCACCCGCUCCAAGGCCCACAGUGGACUCGGGCUUAGUCUGGGUUCAUUCCUCCCUAGACAUAGCCUGCCAACCAGGAAUGGGCACGCCUUGUCUCUUAGACACCAAGUGUCAUCAUAGCGCCCCAGAAAAUCUUGGUGCCGAUGCCAAGACACCUCAAAGGUACCUCUGCCCGCAGGUAAAGACCCUAGUCAAGGCUCAUUCUGUAGCAUCACUUCCUUUAGGUCAUCCUAAAGAGCCUGUGAAACAGAAAGGCACAAAUCGGCGUUACCUGUGGGAAGGGACGGAAAUAGAACCUGAUCACCCAAGCAUUCAUACUGCCUUUCCCCCUGGGCCCACCCAGCCGUCUUAUUCACUGCCUACGUCUCAAAGCAGGGCCCCUCCCUUGCAGGGUGAGCGCAGGCUGAGUGAUUGUAGCUUUAAGAGGACAUCUCCAGACACACCCUGUGUAGGUCUUCCACUGGAAAACCAGGUAGAACAGGCUUCUAGGUCGUACCCAGACCCCUCCCACCUUACUUCAGAAUUGCUGAAGCUUGACAGCCAAGAGGAAGUGCCCAGGCUGGCUAAAUGCAAGCCAGGGCAUAGCCCAGAAGGCAGACUUGAGGUACCCAAAGGUGUCCACCCUGACGAUGUUAUCGGUAAACAAAAGUGCGCGCUAAACAUCUCCGCCAAAGCAGGAAGCCAGACAGAGAGCUCCCCAUCAAAGGGUGCCCUCAAGGAGGAGAGAAAGCCGCCCGAUAGGGCCUCCUCCUUCCCACAAGGCUGCUGCACUGGCCAGGUGCCUGUAUGCAACAAAAGGCUCGUGGGUUCCUGGGAAGAGACGGAGAGAGCCUGUGCCCCAGAGACAGCCCUGAAAGCAAGGGUAAUUGACUCUUCAGAAGCAGCAGAAGAGGGAGUGGUUCUAGACGUCCAAGGCAGGGGGAAUGCCUUGCAAAGUCGUUUGGAUUUCCCAACAGUGGAAGUAACUUACUGCAACCCUGGAAGUGAGUGCGCACAGGGGCCUGGGGAUGACCUGGACCCUUUCACUUCGGGCCAGCCACAGACUCGGAAAGCCCACGGGGCCUCUAGGCACAGCUGCAAAUUCAUUAUGAUAGCAGUAAGGCAGGAAGGUAGGCAGACCUCGACAAGGAAGGCUCACUGUCUUCUAGAAUCACAGUGUGGUGGCUUUCCAGAGGAGAAGGGGACAGGCUCCACGGCUUAUGGGUUUCCCAGAGCCUCAGAAAUGCCACUGUGUGGCAAUGAGUGUGAACUGCCCGGAUGUCCAGGGGCAGAGCCCGGUGGUGGGGCUCCUCAGCUGCUGGCCCGAGGCAUAGAGGGAGUGAGAGUGCCGGUCUCUAGGACUGCUUCAGACGAUACAGUGAGCUCAGACGACUCACUGGAGGACGCGCUGCUUGGGAAAAGAUUGAGCGGAGGGUGUGAGUGUGUCCACACCGAGCAAAACCAGGAGUUGCCCAGCUCGGAACGCAAACAAGGAGGGCGUGGCACAGAGGACACGGAGCAUGCAGAAAUCUCCCGUGCACAGGCUGGUGAGGUAGAGGUCCCCCUUUCAGGAGUAGGGACACCUGGGGACCUCAGCAGUGAAGGACCCUCUCCAGACAGCUGCACCGUCAAGAGAUUGAAAACAACAGAAAGCAGGAUCAGGGCAAGGCUGGCCUUAGCCCAUAAGACCUUUACCAACUUUUUUGAGGCCAAAGUUAUAGAGAAAACGAGCCCGGGCUCUGUCAAAGGCGAAAAAGAGAAGCACAGGCGAACCCAGGGCUCCUGGCGUGCGUUUCUGAGAAACAAAAACGUGGAAGGCUCCAAACGACCCUCUUUAGUGAGUGGGGUUCCAGGACCAGAUUUUCCUCAACUCCUCUGCUCUUCCCCACCAGCCACCAGAGGCCACUGUGAAGAGUGGACAGUUGGCAUUGACAACCAUGUCUUUGGGGAGUCCUGGACACCCCUAAACUCUCCUGCAACUCUGUCCUCCAGUCGUCUGGUUUCUCCGGAACACCGGAGGAAAAGCGAACCGACCAUAAAACACACUGCUACCCCGGAAAGCAGUACACACCUCUCUUCUGGGGUCUUCCCAAAGCCCUCCUGGCUGACCUCUGCCACCAGCCCUGGAGCAGCGCAGAUUGACAUCAGUUAUACACUCCCCUGCAGCUCUGCCUGCCAUUUGAGCUAUGAGAGUCAAGGCAUGCCCUGCAGACCCACAAGCCCCAAGCCCAGGAGUCCCAUGGCUGGGGCACAGAGGGUGGAUCUCUGCCUUGCAGGCAGGACUAGUGCAGUUUCCAUGGUCUCUCUCAGAAGUGACAGGGACGCCAACAGAUGUUCAGAAGUCCCCGAACGGCCUAAGGCGUCCAAGGCCAGGGCGAGCCUCUUACUCUCUCUGCAAACACUAAACCAGAAUGACCAGAAGGAAGACAGGAGCACGUGUCAGUGUCACCAUGGCCUGGGCACAGUGCCCUUCCUUAGGGACCUUCCUGGGAAUGAGAGCACCCAGGAAAGCCCGCCAGAGGAGAAGCUCGGUUGUUCCCACGAUCACAACACUGGUGCAGAGCCUACUCAGAGGCCAGUGUCUGCCGCUGAAGUCGUGACAUGGACCCUCCCCUCCAUCUCCGCAGAGCAAGUCCCCAGAGAGGCGCCUUUACAGUUCAGGAGGGCCCCUCAGCGCUCCCACGUCAGCUUCGACGACCUGUGGAUCGAAAAGACUCAGAGAAGGAAGCUGGAGAAGCAGAUGCUGCUUAGAAGACAGAUGAGCACAGGGUUAGCGUCCGUGGACCCAGUUCAGUGCUGGAGGAAGACAACGGUCACCUCUCCAGAGUCUCCGCACCUCCCUAGAAGAAGCCACCUGCUCUCCCAGAGUGCCCCAAUGGGACUGGACCACACAGGCUGGCCAGAGCCCAUGCCCAACACUGGGAUGCCCGAUGGAACUCUGGACGCUGUGUGUGCAGAGGAAACAGGCAGUGAGGAGGACCUCUAUGAAGACCUUCACAGCUCAGGCCACCACUACAGCCACCCUAGAGGAGGUGGAGAGCAACUGGCCAUCAAUGAGCUCAUCAGUGAUGGCAGUGCGGUGUGUGCUGAAGCCCUGUGGGACCAUGUCACCAUGGAUGACCAGGAGCUGGGUUUCAAAGCUGGGGAUGUCAUCGAAGUGAUGGAUGCCACCAACAGAGAAUGGUGGUGGGGCCGAGUUGUAGAUGGAGAGGGAUGGUUCCCUGCCAGCUUUGUACGGCUGCGCGUGAACCAGGAUGAGCCCGCGGACGACUACGAGGCCCCGCGGGCCGGGGCUGGAGAGGCUGAUGACAGCGGCCCAGAGGCCCAGAGCUGCAAGGACCAGAUGCGCACAAAUGUCAUCAAUGAGAUCCUCAGCACUGAGCGGGACUACAUCAAGCACCUUCGCGACAUCUGCGAGGGCUACGUCCGCCAGUGCCGCAAGCGGGAGGAUAUGUUCAGUGAGGAGCAACUGCGCACUAUCUUUGGGAACAUCGAGGACAUCUAUCGAUGCCAAAAGGCGUUUGUGAAGGCUUUGGAGCAGAAAUUCAACACAGAGCGGCCACACCUGAGCGAGCUGGGUGCCUGCUUUCUGGAACAUCAAGCAGACUUCCAGAUCUAUUCGGAGUACUGCAACAACCACCCCAAUGCCUGUGUGGAGCUCUCCCGGCUCACCAAGCUCAGCAAGUACGUGUACUUCUUUGAGGCCUGCCGGCUGCUGCAAAGAAUGAUUGACAUCUCGCUGGAUGGCUUCCUGCUGACCCCAGUGCAGAAGAUCUGCAAGUAUCCUCUCCAGUUGGCCGAGCUGCUCAAGUACACACACCCCCAGCACAGGGACUUUAAGAAUGUCGAGGCUGCCUUGCACGCCAUGAAGAAUGUGGCCCAGCUCAUCAACGAGCGGAAACGGAGACUUGAAAACAUCGACAAGAUUGCUCAGUGGCAGAGUUCCAUCGAGGACUGGGAGGGGGAAGAUCUCCUGGUCAGGAGCUCGGAACUCAUCCACUCGGGGGAACUAACCCGUGUUACACAGCCUCAAGCCAGGAGUCAGCAGAGAAUGUUCUUUCUCUUUGACCGCCAGCUCAUCUACUGUAAAAAGGAUCUGCUCCGCCGGGACGUGCUGUACUACAAGGGCCGGCUGGACAUGGAUGACCUGGAGGUGGUAGAUGUGGAAGAUGGGAAGGACCGAGACCUCCAUGUGAGCGUCAAGAAUGCCUUCCGUCUGUACUGUGGCACCACGGGAGACAGCCACUUACUGUGUGCCAGGAAACCGGAACAGAAGCAGCGCUGGCUGAAGGCCUUUGCCAGAGAGAGGGAGCAGGUGCGGCUGGACCAGGAGACAGGCUUCUCCAUCACUGAGCUGCAGAGGAAGCAGGCCAUGCUGAAUGCCAGCAAGCAGCAAGCCACAGGGAAGCCUAAAGCUGUCGGCAGGCCAGGAUACCUGACCCGCCACAAGCAUCCAUCAUUGCCUGCCAGCCGGCCCCAGCAGCAGGUGUUGGUGCUAGCAGAGCCCAGGCGGAAGCCAUCUAACUUCUGGCACAGCAUCAGCCGACUGGCGCCCUUCCGCAAGUGAGCCAGUGCCCGUCAGACAACCUGACAGCACUUUGUGGACCUGCCCUUUCCUCUCUGAGGCCUACACCAUCAGGCCCUCUGCCUGUUUUACAAACUGGAAGUGAACAGGCACAGCGGCAAGCUGCUAUGAAGUCUGGGCCCUGCCUCCGGCCCCUUCCCCACGGCUAGUGUGCGGGUACCAGCCUCUGCCUACACUCUGGGCCUGUGCAGAGCCUCCGUCCAUGGUAAGCCUGCACGAUGCAGCUCAGAGCCUGUGGCCGGGCUGUGCACAUGGCUCGUCUGCUCUGGACAGUCUUUGGGAAUCUCAUCUCCACUCCUGUUUCCUCUGGGUAGGAGACCAAAACCUGUGCCCAUGAGCCACCUGCCAAAGCAGGUGUGUGCCCCUCUGCUCCUUAUUCUUCUGUUCAGGCCCCCAGCGCACUUGCAGCUUGAGAGGUCAGGAGCCAGGAAUUCUGCACUCCUAUCUCCACCCAUAGAUGUCCUGCCUCCUGGUCCCUCUAGACACUGCUGGCUGCCCGACAUCCUCUUUACUUGUGACGUGUGUUGAGAACAAAACCGUACAGUCACCUGUGUACCUGGUUCCGGGCUAGUGACAGUUCCCCGUAGCUGGGUGGCUGUGUGCGCACACACACCCACUCCCUGUUCGUUAUGACCCUGGCCGUGUUGUUUCUCUAAUACUGGAGAACUGUCGAUGACACAGAAAGAUUGCCUUACCCUAGUAAGUGUGAGAAGCCAUAAGGACUGAACUCUGUGGCCCAGAGUGGACGGCCUCCCUGUGGGGCACAUGGCCGGGCCUGCGUGGUGCAGAGCCCACAGGACUUGGAAGCAUGGAGUCACUCUUGCGCUGCAUCUUCUCUAAUCCAAAAGCCACAUUUAAUUUCAUAAAGAAACGAAUGAAAAGUGA